CUCCUCCCCACAAUGUCUCUCAACCACUCUGCCGCUGCCGCUGCCGCUGCUCCAUCAUCCAUGGAUGCUGCAGGUCGCAUCCACAAUGCACUGCAAUCUGGUUCUGCGGCACUCAUGCAUUUCCGAGACAACUUCAUUUGCCACGCGGUUAACAAAAUCAACUCCAGAGGGUUCUGGUUGGGAGAUGACCCACUUGCCUUCUCUGUCCCUCUCUUCUUGCUCCAGCUUUUCCUCAUGUUCAUCUUCACCCGCUUCAUCUACUACAUUCUCAAGCCCUUCGGUCAACCUUCUUUUGUUUCCCAGAUUCUUGGUGGUGUAACUCUAGGUCCUUCUAUUCUUGGGCACAGCUCAGCAUUCGCCGACAAGGUUUUCCCACCAAGAGGAAGAAAUUUGCUUGAUACCAUGGCAUUUUUUGGGUUCAUGUUGUUCAUCUUCAUACUUGGGGUAAAGAUAGAUCCAACCAUCAUUUUUAGAUCAGGGAAAAGGACAUUUACCAUAGGAAUUUUAGGCUUCUUCAUUCCUUACACUCUUGCCGGAACGGCUGUCUUCAUCCUCAACCAUGUUGCUUCACUGGAUGAAGAUAUCACUAAUGUACUUCCUACUGUGGUGGCAAUUCAAUGUAUCACAGCUUUCCCAGUAAUUUCUUGCUUUCUUGCUGAACUUCAAAUACUCAAUUCGGAGAUAGGGCGGUUAGCCUCCUCUUCUUCACUAGUGAGUGACAUGUGCUUCUGUUUAGUCACGACAAUGAAGUUUGCUACAAAAUUAUCCUCCACGAAGUCAAUAGGAGUAACUAUUGGAUCUUUCAUAUCCACCAUUCUUCUCAUGUUGUUCAUUGUGUUUGUGGUUCAUCCAGCAGCAUUAUGGGCUAUACAACACACGCCAGAGGGGAAACCUGUUCAGGAAAUUUAUAUUUGUGGGGCUCUUAUAGCACUGCUAUUCUGUGCACUCAUGGGUGAAGUCAUUGGUUUGAAUGCAAUUGUUGUAUCUUUCUUGGUGGGGCUUGCUAUACCAGAUGGGCCUCCUUUAGGAGCAGCAUUGGUAGACAAGCUUGAUUGUUUUGUUUCAGUAGUGCUCAUUCCUAUCCUUUUUGCUGUAGUUGGAUUAAGGACAGAUGUUUAUGCCAUUCAGAGGAUGAAGAAUUUGGGCAUAAUUCAGUUGAUUAUUUUCAUUGCAUUUUUUGGGAAAAUUGUAGGGGCUUUAUUGCCUCUCCUUUUCUGCAGGAUGCCGUUUCGAGAUGCGAUUUCUCUUGGUCUCAUAAUGAACUGCAAAGGCACUGUUGAGCUGGCCUUGUUGAUUGACAUGAAGUUAAGAGAUGCUUUGAAUGAUGAAUGCUUUGCAAUUCUGGUUCUUACUUUAGUGCUUGUGACUGGCAUUGUGUCACCUAUUGUGAAAGCUUUAUAUGAUCCUUCCAGGAGGUUUCUUGCUUACAAAAGGAGGACAAUUUUGCAUCACCAUAAUGAUGAAGAGCUGCGAAUUCUAGCUUGCAUCCAUAAACAAGAUAAUGUGUUGGCUAUUUUGAACCUCCUUGCUGCUUCCAAUCCCACUGAAGCAAGCCCCAUUGACUUGGUUGUGCUACAUCUUGUUAAACUUGUAGGCCGAGCUUCCUCCUUGCUCGUUUCGCAUGUGCCGCGUGAAAAGCUUAGCCAACGUCCUACUCAAAGUGAGAUUAUCUUCAACUCAUUCAGCAAAUUUGAACAUGCCUACAGGGGAAAGGUAACACUGCAUUGCUAUAAAGGCAUAUCUCCAUAUGCUACAAUGCACAAUGAUGUGUGCUACUUGGCACUUGAAAAGAGAACAACUUUCAUCAUCAUACCUUUUCACAAGCAGUGGAUAAUUGGAGGGAUGACCGAGUCAUCUUUCGCCUACAAGCAACUCAACAAGAAUGUUCUAGAGAAAGCUCCUUGCUCUGUAGGAGUCCUCAUUGAUCGCGGUAGUCAGAAAAAAUUCUGGUGUGGCUACAUGAAUGAAUCAAUAUACCAGGUUGCUGUGAUCUUCUUCGGAGGCGUAGAUGAUCGAGAAGCGCUCGCGUAUGCAAGAAGAAUGUUGGAUCAACCUAAUGUACAUAUCACUCUCUUUUAUUUUUCAUCUCCAAUAGAGAUGGUUGGUGGCACAGAGAGGAGCAAAAUGCUUGAUACACAGAUCUUGAGUGAGUUUAGGCUAAGUGCUUUCAGGAAUGACAGAGUUUCUUACAAAGAAGAGUUGGUGACGAACGGAAGGAACGUGCUUUCGGUUAUGGAACACAUGGAGAGCUUCUAUGACCUUGUUAUGGUUGGGAGGAGACAUGCAGAUUCACAGUUGAUGUCUGAACUUAGAAAAUGGAAGCAAGGAGAGUUGGGAAUUGUGGGAGAGAUUCUUAUCUCUUUGAAUAAUGGAGCCAAAACAUCAAUUUUGGUGGUACAACAACAAACCAAAUUUUGGGGAUCACGUGAUCCAGAGGAUUGCACAAACUUGAGAAGAGAAUUAUAUAGCAACAUUUAGGAUUUGACUGCAGCAGUCAUAUGUAUAGAGAUUUAGUAUUUUGUUUUUGUAUCUAGAACAAUAUAUUUCUGAAUUGACCAACGAAAUGAAAGUUGUUAUGCAUCUAGCUUUCAUCUAGGAGAUAGUUGUUUUAAGAAAUAUUUACACAAAAUGAUGUCAAAUAUGAUACUGUUGA
Lotus japonicus is the source of this 2653-nucleotide messenger RNA. Its product is annotated as cation/H(+) antiporter 15-like. Gene Ontology annotation, cellular component: membrane; endomembrane system. The record is from RefSeq and is a predicted model, not a curated record. Gene Ontology annotation, molecular function: antiporter activity. Bases 13 to 2478 code for a protein of 821 amino acids. NCBI's taxonomy places the organism in Eukaryota, Viridiplantae, Streptophyta, Magnoliopsida, Fabales, Fabaceae. Gene Ontology annotation, biological process: regulation of pH; proton transmembrane transport. The transcript is spliced from 3 exons.